UUCUUUAAAUCAGGAAUCAAAUUAAACAAAAAAACUGUAAGUGUGGCAUGUUUCUGCCUCAAAUUCCUCAACUCACUAAUUGCACCAGCAGGAAUCUCCGCCGACUGUGCGUCAUAGGUCCAAACAAUCUCCCCCUCAGCCUCAUAGCUAAGAGUGGACUUUGCAUGACCGAGACCGAAACUCCAGUCGAGCAGACAAUUUCAAGUGAGCAUGGUUGGAGUAAUUGUUUGUUUAGUUGGAUUGUAAUUUUUGAAUUGAAUUAUGGAAAUUAUUUGAAUUCUAUAUUUAUUUUAAAUUUAAAACUAUUUCAAGAAAAUUUGGGUGGAUGUCGCAGCACACACCCUAAAUCCACCCGGCGGCAGCCUUUCUAUUAUAUAUCAACCCCGAGCAAAACCGAUCGCCUUUCCAGCACCAAUAUCCGGCUCCACCGUUAUUAUGCGAGUAAACAUGACUAGACAAUCAAUGCCGGGGCCGCCGCAGCUUCUUCACCGAUGACGGUUGACCUUGCCGAUCAUCAAACCGCACACAACAAAUAGCCCCAAAUCAUCUGCCAAGUCCGCCUUCUGACGUCCUGUGCGCCGAAGAGUUCACAGCUGAGAUGCUGAUCUUUCAGAACAAAACGUGUCAGGACAGAAAACGUGACCGUUAGUUGCCGGUUUUUACCGGUUCGUUCCAGCAAAGGUCACAUCCGCCACCGCCGAAGCUCUUACCUUGCUUCAGAACGUACAAACGUCCUUGGCAUAUUGAAAGCUCAAGCUCAAGUCUCAGUUCCGCUAAAAAUAGUUAGAAUAACAAGUCGUUCGCAAUUGCCACAUAAGUACACGUGAAUUUUAAACUUUUAAAUCACUCAGGUGUGAAAAAACAACAACCGCGCGAUAACACAAACAAAUACUCUUACUACAGGAAGGUGAUGAAAAACAAAAUAAUCAUUAAAAAGUGGAGUGUAGCAGAAAAAUCAUGCUAAACUGCAAUUAGUUCGUGAACUGGAACAACUCUCGUUGGUGUGCGCCCCUUGCCCUGGAGAGGGCCGGAGUAUUUAAUCUGAGAAUUUCGAUCGCCCCGAGGAACUCACAGACUUGACACGCAGCAGCAGUAGUAGUGCUAAUUAUAGAAUCCGCUGGCGGGAAUUUAUAGCAAAUAAAACGUGAUUAGUGGAAGAGCAAAAAUGAGGAGGCAGGGUGAAUCGACACCAGUGGAAACCGUUGAACUUUGCUCGCCAAAACAGAUAUCGGAAGUUCAGCGACAGCUGGAUAGGAGGAGUCACCGUCGUCGUCAUCGGCGCCAGCAUCAACUGCAACAUCAGACGCUAAAGUUCAGGAACCACUUGUUCAUACUGGUCACGGCGGCUGCAGCGACGGCAGCGAUGGGAGUUCUAGCUGCAGAACGCAAACUUCAAGCAAAUGGACGAGUAAUUUUCAAAUUCUUACGUAGAGAUGCUAAACAGUACGAACCUGCCCUUCCAGCCGAGAUCCGGUGCUCACAUCACGAUAAUCUGCUGUACGCGAUCCCCAACUCUGGUUGUUCGUCCUAUUACCGGUGCUACCAACGGACCGUGUUCCGGCACCGAUGCAACGAGAAGUCCGUCUUUGACUUUUAUCAGCAAAAGUGCGUCCGAAGUGAAGCGACUUGCUACGAACCGGUCUGCACGGGUCGCACCAACGGGCUGUACCCCGACACUACGCAGGGAUGUCGAAGGUCCUACGAGUGCCAGGGAGGUGCGUUGAUAGCUGUGGAAAAUUGUCCCCACGGGUUUCGGUUCAGUGGAGGCAGCUGUGUGCCACCUCAUGAGGCGGGAAGCUGUGACAGUCCGGCCACUUCAGCGAUAGCGAUUCCGUUCGACGGAGAUAACCGGUGUUACGGACUGCAGAACGGGAACCACAUCAUCGAUGACGAUCACUGUAAGAAGUUUAUGAUUUGUCAGGAUAACAGCGUGAUUGAAGUGUUGGAGUGUCCGUACGGGUACGUGUACGACGAGCUGACCAUGCGGUGCGUAUUCACCGGUGGAAUCGAAUCUUCCGGAUGUAUGACCAACUACAUGGACGAAGUGGACGAUGCCUGUGCGAGACUUCCGGGAGGAUUUCACCUAGAUCCAACGUCAAAGAGUUGCACGAGUUACAUCAAGUGUGCCAACGGAAGGCUGGAGUCCCAACACGACUGUCCAGCAGCCAGCGUGUUCAACGGAGUUCAGUGCGUACCCCAGUUUCUGUACCAUUGUCCGAGGUUGGCCCUUCCAGGAGAUAUCUGCGAGAGGAAGCUCGAUGGACUACACACUGAUCCCCGCAAGGGAUGUGCGUUCUACGUUAGAUGCAACGACCACAGAACCAUCGACAGCUUUUCGUGUCCAUCGAGCUUCCACUACAACCCAGAGGACAACAUGUGCGUAGAUCGUAGCCGAUCCAGCGAGAUCUGCCACGAAGUCGGCUACUCCAGCGAUUGCACGCAACGAUCAGCCGGAUUCUACCAGGACUUUUCCGAGGCGUCCAAGUGUUCACAUUACUUCUACUGCUUCAACGGUAACAAAACCACACUCCGUUGUCCACCCGGACAGGUCUUCGACGGUGAAAACUGCGUCCCAUCCUCCUCGUACUCCUGUCCCAGCAGAGCAUCGGACUCUUGCGUCAACAAACCCAACGGAUACUACCGCGACCCUAGCGGUGGCUGUCGAUCCUACUUCUACUGCUCCACCGAUGGCACCAAGACGUCCUACCUCUGCAACGCAGGUCAAAUCUUCAGCGCUGGUCACUGCGUAGACCGCCUCGCCGAUGACAUCUGCAGUGAAGACCUCGUUUGCGCGGGUAGAUCCGACGGCUACUACCAAGAUCUGACCUCCAACUGUCGCAGUUACUUCUACUGCCAGCAGGGGGAAAAGCUGCAAACCCUUACCUGCCGAGGUAGUCGUCUCUUCAACGGCCACAGCUGCGUCUCCCAGGACGCGUACACGUGUCCCCACGAAGCGGCCAUCGCAGCCGACCCGCUGUUGAACUGCAUACCGCGUCCCUGCGAACAGGACUGCAGCAAAAAUGGCUUCCAAAACGAUUACGACAGCCGGUGCCAGGAUUACUUCUUCUGCAUCGAUGGCAAGAAGACGACGCUGUCCUGCUCCGAUGGCCAAGUUUUCAAUGGGGAAAUCUGCGUGCACGCCGACAAGUUUCCAUGUCCAAAGUACUGCGAUGCGACGGUAGCGUGCAAUUAGUGCUUACCUGGAUUCAUAAACCUUUUCGGAUUAAGUCUUAUUUAUUGAAAGAAGAGGCAGGCUAAGGAAGCUGAAAAAGUUAAAGCAAAAUGAGCCGAGACGAGGGCUCAUUGUAGUUGGUAAUGGCGAUUUUUACGUCAAACUUAACGGUCUGGGGCUAGGGUAGGUGACACACUGCUGGGGAAGUCAUCCUUGGAGGUGCGCCUUAUGAUGUUCAAACUUGAUGCAUUUACAAUACUCACUACCUGUAGGACAGUACUCUAAUAUUUAGAAUAAUUUUGAUAGCCAGUUUUCAAACAACAAUCGUACAGUCGAUUGCAAAUAACAUUGAAAAUUAAUCCAGAUCUGCAAACGGUUUGCUAAAUCAAUGGUUUGUAUG
This is a messenger RNA of Culex pipiens pallens (northern house mosquito), 3572 nucleotides long. Its product is annotated as neurogenic locus notch homolog protein 2-like. NCBI's taxonomy places the organism in Eukaryota, Metazoa, Arthropoda, Insecta, Diptera, Culicidae. Gene Ontology annotation, cellular component: extracellular region. The coding region runs from base 1166 to 3193 and encodes 675 amino acids. The transcript has 4 exons. Gene Ontology annotation, molecular function: chitin binding. The record is from RefSeq and is a predicted model, not a curated record.